CAAGACAAGAGAACCAAGGCAAGAGAACCAAGACAAGAGAACCAAGAUGGUGAAGUACAAAGUGACCGUGACCACAGCCGAGCGUUUACAUUCUGGCACCAAGAACCACGUCUUCAUAAAGCUGGUGGGCACGGAGGGCGAGAGCGAGCGCAAGCAGCUCUGCAGCCUCACGAGACACAAGCCCUUCACCAGGGGAGCGGUGUCAAGCUUCACCGUGUCCUGCCCCGUGUCCCUGGGGAAGCUGCUGCUGAUAGAAGUGGACAAGACGCCGCGCUUCCUGUUCCCGGAUGACUCCUGGUUCCCCUGCAAGGUGCACGUCACGUCUCCAGAGGGCGACGCCUACCACUUCCCCAUUUACCGCUGGAUCAGUGACAGCAGGGACCACCUGUUCAGAGAGGGCACAGCUCUCCAAGUGUUUGAAGACACUCAUCACCUGGGCAGGUACAGCCGGGAGCAGGAGCUGAGGUGGAGGAAGGAACAGUACUGCUGGGCCGUGCCUGUAGAGGGCGCUCCACACUGCCUCAGAGUGGACAGUCUUCACUCCCUGCCUUGUGAGGUCCGCUUCUCCUUCACCAAGAAGACUGAAUUUGAUUGGACUGCGAUCGCGGCGCUGACAGAGCUGAAGCUGAAGAGGCUGGCUGACAGCACGGACAACUGGACUGACAUCAGUGCCAUGCAGCGUAUCUUCUACAACAAAACCACCCAGCUGGCAGAUUACGUCCGGGCACACUGGAAGGACGAUGAUUUUUUUGGCUACCAGUUCCUAAAUGGUGUCAAUCCCAUGCUGAUCCGUCGUUGUUCAGCGCUGCCUGAGAAUUUCCCCGUCACCGACGACAUGGUCUUCCUUCAUGGCAGUGGCAGCUUAGCCGAGGAGCUGCAGAAAGGCAACAUGUUCCUGUGUGACUACAAGCGUCUGGAUGGAGUGACGACACAGAUCAUCAACGGGAAGAAGCAGUACCUGAUGGCGCCCCUCGUCCUGCUCCACAGGACCCCCGACAACAAACUGAAGCCCGUCGCCAUCCAGUUGAAGCAGAAGCCAGCAGAUGACAACCCGAUCUUUGUUCCCACCGACUCCGAAUACGACUGGCUGAUGGCCAAGAUUUUUGUGAGAAGUGCCGAUUUCAGCGAGCACCAGCUGAACGCUCACCUGCUGCGCACUCACCUGCUGGCCGAGGCCUUCGCCGUCUCCCUGCUGCGCAACCUCCCCAUGGUGCACCCGCUGUACAAGCUCCUCAUUCCUCACACCCGCUACACGAUCCACAUCAACCACUUAGCCCGCCUUCAGCUCAUAUCAGAGACUGGAGUUUUCACAGAGUUCUCAGCCUCGGGUGGCGAUGGCAUGGUGCAGAUCCUGCAGAGGGCGCUGUCCUCGCUGACGUACGCCUCCCUGUGUUUACCAGACGACAUCGCCGAGCGCGGCCUGGACUCUGUCCCAAACUUCUACUACAGGGAUGACGGGCUGCGGCUGUGGGACAUCAUCCACAGGUUUGUUCGGGGAGUGCUGGCCUACUUCUACAGGAGGGACGCCGACGUUCAGAGAGACUCGGAGCUGCAGGCGUGGAUCCAGGAAAUCUUCAUCCACGGCUUCCUGUCCCAGGCAAGCACAGGGAUUCCCCAGAGUUUCAGCAGCGUGGCAGAGUUGGCCAAGUUCGUCACCAUGGUGAUUUUCACCGGGUCAGCCCAGCACGCCGCCGUCAACUCCGGACAGUUUGACUACGGUGGUUGGAUGCCCAACAGCCCCACGUCCUUGCAGCGCCCCCCGCCCACCGUUAAGGGUUCAGCAGAUGAGUGCAGCAUGCUGCAGACGCUGCCCGCCACCAACACCACCGUCAACGGCAUGGCCACCCUGUGGCUCCUCAGCAGGCAGUCCUCUGACUUCGUCCCUCUUGCUCAUUACCCAGAGGAGCAUUUCGCCGAGGAAAUCCCCCGCAAACUGAUGAGGGACUUUCAAGGAGAGCUUGAAGACCUGAGUGCAGCUAUCAAGUCCAGAAACAGGAGGCUGGACGUCCCGUACACAUACCUGGACCCGGCCCUGGUGGAAAACAGUGUCUCGAUUUGA
This is a messenger RNA of Myripristis murdjan (pinecone soldierfish), 2059 nucleotides long. Its product is annotated as arachidonate 15-lipoxygenase B-like. Gene Ontology annotation, biological process: lipid oxidation. Bases 47 to 2059 code for a protein of 670 amino acids. The transcript has 15 exons. NCBI's taxonomy places the organism in Eukaryota, Metazoa, Chordata, Actinopteri, Holocentriformes, Holocentridae. The record is from RefSeq and is a predicted model, not a curated record. Gene Ontology annotation, molecular function: iron ion binding; protein binding; oxidoreductase activity, acting on single donors with incorporation of molecular oxygen, incorporation of two atoms of oxygen.